AAUGACAGAAUUGACAAAAAAAAAAGACUGGGCUUCAGCUUGUAAUAGUGAAAAUAGCUGCUCACCAGAAUAUAUCAAGAUUAUAUUUAAGCAACAAUAUGAUAUUGUUCAAAUUUGUAUUGAACAAAGAUUAGCAAGAGCCCCACUUUUAACCAAAAAAGUUCGAAUAGAUUAUAGUAAUGGUCGUAAUUCUACUCAUCAGCUCAAUGAUAAAAUAUAUCAAAAGUGUUUUCUCCUGCCCAGAGAAGUUGGUAAAGGAAAUGAGUGGAUAAAAGUUACAACAAUCAAAGGCUAUGGAUCAGCAAAGAGAGGUCUUGGCAGUGUUAUGGCUUACGCUUACAGUGAAAACUCCCAUUGCAAUAUACCAAAUUAUAAUAUCGAUGAUUGCAAAAAAGCUCUCGACUAUGAUUCCAGUUUAAGUCAUGAUGCUGAUUGGUCAGCCCCUUGCCAGAAGAGUGACUGCUAUGCCGAUGUUUAUGAGCUAACCUUUCCCAGUGGUGUUAAACCCAAGAUUAUUUGCUUAGCUGGCAGAGAGGUGGGAGGUGUUACAUUAGUUACUGAAAUGAAAGUUGAGUGGAGUUCAAGUUUCCAACAAACCUUUCAAUUUCCCACAUCUAGACUUCGAAGAUGUUUUGAAUACUCCAGUAAUUUCGUGGAAACAGGUUUGAAAUUGUGGUCCACAAAAUUUCAUGACACCAAUGGACAUCAUAUGGGAUAUGCUUACAUUCAGGUCUACAUAGAAACUAUUCCUCAAAAAGAUUUUGACAUUGAAACAAAUGAUGAACUUAUUUAUCACUUUCCUCCAUCCUACACUUCAAGUAUCAUAGAAUUGAAUUUUGGUGUGCAAAUUGUUAAGAAUAGUGACAGUAAAUCUCAUGCUUUCAUUAUUAACUUUUUAAAUAAAACCGGAAAUUCAAAACUCAAGAUAACAAUGGAUAUUGGAAAUGAUAUUGAUAAUACUAGAAAGACUACUUUUAUUAUAGAAGAUCGUAUAGUAAAUGAAAUAACAACUCAAAACAACUCUAAUCAUCUUUUAUCUUUGGACAGUUGGACAGAUUUUUCUGUUGUUUUCUCCAAAAAUUAUAUACAAUUUGGCCGACUAAAAUUGAAUGUUUCUGAGAUUAUUUACAAAAUUAAUCAUUCUUUUGUAGAUAAAGUUACUACAUUGGGAGUAAAUAACAAAGAAGGGUCCAAAUUCUCUAAAUUUAGAGUCAAUAAUUACAAAUUUGGCCUAUUUAAUUUGGAUAUAAAUGCUCUCUAUUUGGCUGAUUGCAAGAAACCAACGUUAAACAAUUUAAAUGACUUUAAUAUUUUGACUUGUACAGCUAUUGAUACAAUUCCAUACACUGUGGGAAUAACUAAACAUAAUAACUUUGGAAGGAUAAAACAAUUUGCUGAAGUGGUUUUAAAGCAUACUGUUGAAGCUAAGCAACUGAUAAAUAUUUACUUUUUACUCACGAAAACUGGUAGUAAAAAUUCAAAAGUUUGCCCACUUUCAAAUGUUACCCCUUUAAAUGGACAAGAAAGUUUAUGGACAUAUAAGUAUGAUUGCACUCAAAAUGAAGAACUGGUAGGAAAGAUGGUAAUUAAUAUCUUGCCAUCACAUUCAAGUCCAUUGGUGGAAAUAUGUGAAGUGUAUUUGUAGAUAUCAAAUCCAGAUUUUAUAUAUAUUGCACUGUAACAAUCACAUUUUACAAGAGAUUUCUUCAUGUUAUUCUUUUACACUCUAUAGCUUUCACUUAUGCUUGAAAAUGCUUGAAACUAUUAUAGGCCAAAUACAUAGGGAGCAGGUGAAACCGUACCCAUUGUUAAUUUAAUAUACU
Molecule: messenger RNA, 1823 nt
Organism: Dimorphilus gyrociliatus
Lineage: Eukaryota; Metazoa; Annelida; Polychaeta; Dinophilidae
Source: the annotation of a GenBank genome assembly